CUACUUUCCGGCUUUGUGAUUGGUUCUAAUGUACGUCACUCGAGGACAAAGACUGCUUUCUCACUUCUAUUGGCCGCCCUUACCCAACAAGAUCCCUUCACUAGAAUGCAGUUGGUUGAGAGACGUUUAUAGCUUUCCUUCAUUGGUUAGGUUUUCUGGAGGGAUUUGUUCAAUGUGAAAGCUUCGCUCUGAUUGGUUUAUUGGUCGGUGUGCCAGUGGAACUUUGAUGAACGGACAUCUGUGAAAUGGUUCAACUUGGGCGCCGUCCUGUGUCGUGUUUACGAUAAAAAUGUCUGUACACAAUUAUAACAGACCUCAUGUUUUUCUUAGCAAAUAAUUGUAACGGUGCGAGAAAGACAGAUAGAGGGGAGAGAUUGAGGAUGUUGACCUAGUUCCCUGAAUUGCUCCCCUAAAUAGUCUGUCCAAUGGAGGGAGUUUCCAAGGUUCCCCCAACCCCUUUCUGUAAUCCCUCUCACAGCGAACCUCCACCCCACCUUCUCCCUCUUUCCUCCGUCACCCCCAGCUGUGAAGAUGGCAAAAAGCCUGGUGACAGGAGGAGGAGUGGGCGCAUUCAGAAGACACCGAAGAAGCAGGAGCCCAAAGACGCAGUGGCAGAGUCCAGACAAAAUACAUCCCCUGCCAAGAGAGGGAGGGAGAGCAGCAUGGUAGUUACAUGUUUAAGUGUUAAUGGUUUCUUAGAUAUUAUAGGCUACCGAAAAGGGUCUAGUUUGGUAAUCAGUUCACUCCUCUCUGAUCCUUAGGUGCAAGCGUCUCAGUCUCUGUCAGUAAAGCUAAUGAGAGUUGAUACCCCCCGCAAACAACUACUAAAAAAGAGCGGUUUGGAUCUCAAUGUUGCAUCAGGAUGUCAAAUGUCUAAGCACAAGGACACGAAAAAACAAUGAGACUCCAUCCUCUUCCACACAAGCUUUAGAUGUAAAUACUGCUGGCAAGACUGAACAUGAUUUCAACCAAUCAGGUAUGGAGGCGGAUGAAGAGGUUGUUGGUGGAAAGUCCCCUGGAAGCCCGACCUCUGUGAAGCGAUGGGUGAUUGGCCCAUUGUUUCAGUCGUUUAAAUCCAAGAUGGCCAGUUUCACACAGAUUGUCAUGAGUCCCGUCCGACUUUUCAAACCCAGUGGCUCCCCACCUGAACCAGAUGUAGACAUCUCCUCUGCCUCUCAUAGCUCUCACCAACAAGGACCUGGAUACGGGCUAACCUCUGGCACAGUGCAACACUUUGAAGCUGGAACAGGAGAAGAUGACCCUGCCUCUCGUAAACGCUUAAAGUUCAGCAUGGAUGAAGAAGAGGAGGAUGAGUUUUCUCUUGAGGUGAAACAAAAUAUGAUGCGACCUGGAGAUGAGCAAAGUGACACCCUUAUGUCAACCUGCUCAGAAAGGGAGAUGAAUAACAAUGAUUCUUUACCUUGUAUGCAGCGUAGUCCCCUACUCAGAAGCCGUAUCAAGUGUGGUUCUGAAUCAACGGAGUCCCAGCUCAACUUGUCCUCUUCCACGUCCUUAAAACCCCCUGACUCUUCAAGUGCCACAUGUGGGUCCAAGCUGUCUCUCAUUGUUCAAAUGGAGGAGCAGGUGGAUUUGACAGGAGCUCAGCGGAGACCAUUGCGCCGAAAAUGUGUUUGUCAAAAUGAAGCUGCAUCACAGAGCAGUCCCUCUGCUGCAACUGAUGCAUCUCAAGCAGACCGCAUCUCUAGUUUGCUAGCUGAAGUAGGAAUCUGUGAGCCCAAGGCUAAACGGCUUGCCACAAAAUCUUUUGUAGGGUGCAAAAUCUGGGACUAUAUUGACAGUGAAACAUCUAGUCCAUUAUCCUCCUCUAUCUACUAUACCCCUUCUGAGAGUCUAUGCCAGGCAGAUGAUGACUGUAUAAAAGCUGUUGGGCUGCCUCAAGACCGAAACAUGUUGGUAUGUGGUUCCCAGUCACAUAUGUCUAUCCGGAAAAGCCCCAGAAAACCUUCAAAUGUUACUGGAAACGAAACACUGAACAACUGUCAGUGUCUUCAAAAGCAGAUAGAUGAGUGUGAAGGAAGCAAGGCUAUAUGGCAGGCACAGCAAAGGAAGGUAAGAGGAGAUGCAGAGCAACUCCUUUUACAGCGAUCAAGAGAGACGCAGAGAAAAGGAAAAGAGUGAAAGUGACGAAAGGGGAGAGAUGUGAAGAGGUUACAAAAAAAGAAGACACGGUAGAUGUUGAGUUAGAAAGUUGCACAUUAACAUCGGUAGAGCACACGAGUGAUGUAGAACUUGUCCAGCCGGGGGUUGGAACAAAACUGUGUACAACUUCUAAAUCUCAGUCUCUUAAAAGUAGGGUGCUGCCUCGGGUUAGCCAGAGUUCUACCGUACACAUUGAAACCACUCAGAAACCCUCUGAUACACAUGUACCUCUGAUGGAGGUGAUGAAGGACAAAGGUAGAGACGAAGUGGGCGUGUUAAGAAAAAUACGUCUUUCACAGUAAUGGCCACUUCAAGUAAUGGGAGUGUACUAGAGCACAGUAAUGGCAGUUUGUGUGACAACAGCAUAGCAGCCAGCAAUAGUAGGGGUAUGACCAGUGCCUUGAGUUAUGGUGACACUGACUCUAGUUCAGCAUGUAAUUUGGAAAUGGAAACUACCAUGACAACCACUUUGAUGAAAGAAAAUCAUGAACUGCCUGUCUCUGAGCAGCACUUAGAUAUCAAGGGGAAGUGGCCUCAUACGGCAUCCAAAAAUCAGCAAAAACACAUCUGUAAGAAGAGGAAGAUUUCCCCUAUCGUUGAAGUGGAGUCAUCUCAAAAUCAACAAAAGUGUCCAAAGUUGAAUGAGAUCGCUUCAGAAGAGAGUCGUCCACUAAAACCACCGAAACACAAAGAAAUCCAGUAGGUCUUAUAACUUGAGCUCAACCCAACAGCUUGGCACGUCUUUAGGGCUAACUGAUGUUGGUGCCGAUCACUUGCACUCAUUGAAGCCCAGCAAAGAUGACAAUGUCCAUGUAGAUUCCAGAUCUUCAAACGUUACACAACAGACUUUACAGACUACCGCAGUCGUGGCUGUCCACAAAGACGCAAGUUGGGGAGCAGAAAUGAGUGGGUCUGACUCUUGCAAGAGCCCAAAGAAGAAUCUGAAUGGAUCUAAUAAACCUCUGCUAGUGAUGCAUUACUGGUGGAUAAGAGGUUUGUGGAACCCCUUGGUGGACAUAAGCGAGUCAGGCGAGGUCCGUCCACAGAGGACAAUGACAAGACAACUCAGUCCCUGCAACUUCAUCAAAUAACAGUUGAAGAUAAGAAGAGAACUGUGCCUUGGCCUGUGCGAACUUAUCCCAAAUGUUCAAUAAAGCUGAACAAAAAUGUAGUGAAACAUUCUAUGGCUAUUCAAGGAAAUGAUGUGGCAAGGGACUCUGAUGUAGAAGAGGUAUUUUCCACUGCCUCUGAACCAACUAACCUUGGCCAGAACAAGGCUGUUGACAAGGUGAUGGAGGAGGAGCAGGGGAAGGAAGAUGAGUGUUCUGAACUGCGUGUACCCUCUGAGACGAGGCUAAGGGGGAAGGGGGCAAAGAAAGAUGCCAAAGAAAGCAGAGAAUCAAAGUAGGAAGCGCAGGCCUGUGGUUAGGAAGAGGGGGCAGGAAGAAGAGAGGAGAGAAAUGCCGUGAUUGGUGAGCAGAUGGACUUUUCAUCAGAUAACAACAAGACACUUACCAAGCGUCUGUUGCGGAGCUACUCCUGCCCAGAGAUCCCUACUCUCCUCCACCAUGACAGCCACUGGACCACCUCUCUGCACGGCAGGAUCCUCUCCGUACCUCGGCUCCACCCCGCCCUCUUUCCUCCUGUCCCCCCUCCUCCCGCACCGUCCAGACGUCCACGGCGUCAUACUGUCUCUAGUGUGGAAAUUGAGCGGGAGAUAGCUCCGUUAUGCCUGCGUAAGGAGGUGUUCCCCUCAAGAAGGUCCUACUCAUUGGGCACCCCGUCCUACCACCUGUUCCCCAGUGCGCCACUCUCCACUUCCAUCUCUGCCUGGGCCUCCUGCUUCCUGUCAAGCCCCCUGGCCUUCCUCUCCAGGAAAUUGCAAAAAGGAAGUCUAGCUGCCAGUAGUAGUGCUUGCAGUCAUGAUACCUCUUCUCCCCCUCCAGUGUUUUCUCUUCCAUUUCACCAUCCUGCUCUUCCUUACGGCACCUGUUCUCCAGUUCUGAUCCCUGUGACCUGACCUCAGACACAUCCUCUGCUUCAGUCUCCUCCCUUUGCAGUGCAUUUGUCAAAGAUUCCCUUGGAGAGUGAGACAAGCCAGCAACGUGAGGAGGAUGGAGAGAAUGUGGAGGACAGCAACCGUUUCAGGACUGAGUUCGAAGCCAUAGGGAUGAGAGAGGAAAAAAGCAUUGUCAGAUUCUGAAAUUAAGUUGGAAACCGGCAAGCAUGAGGAACGAAGGAAAGUAUCAUCCAUUCGAAUUCGUAAAGCCUUACCCAAACCCCUCCACAACCUCACACCCAUGGGCCUGCCCAAGCCUAUCAGGGUGAAGAAGAAGGAGUUCAGUUUGGAAGAAAUCUACACUAAUAAAAACUUCACCAAGCCCCCUGAAAGACGGCUGGAGACCAUAUUUGAGGUGCCACUCAGUCGACGCGAUGGGUCUCAGUCUCUCCUUGGCCAGAAGCGUAUGAAGCGUUUUGUGGAGUUCCCAGAGGUUGGUGUGGCCAGAAAGCCAAGGAAGCCACUUGUUGGUGCUGGGGCAGGGGGUGGUUUACCCAGGAAAGCUGGGGUUGGCACUCCUUUCGGAAGGCCCAAGCGCGGGGGUUGCCCCUCUUCUAAAGAUCACCCCACACUCAAUCUGCAGGAGCUUGAUUCACUUCUUUGCUCCAAGCUUGACCAACUGGAUUCCUGGUUAGCUUUUGACCAGGAGAUCUGUUGAAAAAUGGCAAUCAAAGGGGGUAGACAAAAGCACAUUUACAUUUUCGAAAAUAUUCUCAUUACAAUUUGCCCAGCCCUGUUGCCUUCCACCCAACAUCAAGCUUGUCCUCAUCUUCUGUAAUUGUUUACAACAUUUUUAUUUUGUGGGUGUGUGUUAUUUACCGUCCAUUUAGUUGUUUAAAAUGAUCAUUGAAGAAUUUUUGUAUUUUCAUUGUGUACUAUUUGUAGAUAACGAUAUGGAAUAUACUGUUAUUGUAAUAUUUGAAUAUCUAUGGAUGUAAUGCAUUUUUUAUAAUUGGUUGAGGUCAGUGAGUGUGCAUAAGUGUUUGUGUAUUUAAAACUGCUAUUUCUGCACUCAGUUUUGUUGAUAAUCUGCAUUCUUAAUAUGCCAGUGCCUCAGCCUUUUAAUCAUUAUUAAACCUUUUCUGCUUUAUUAA
Molecule: messenger RNA, 5313 nt
Organism: Coregonus clupeaformis (lake whitefish)
Lineage: Eukaryota; Metazoa; Chordata; Actinopteri; Salmoniformes; Salmonidae
Gene: prr14
Product: proline rich 14
Exons: 9
Coding region: 850-2139 (429 amino acids)
Source: RefSeq, a predicted model, not a curated record